Molecule: messenger RNA, 1095 nt
Organism: Telopea speciosissima
Lineage: Eukaryota; Viridiplantae; Streptophyta; Magnoliopsida; Proteales; Proteaceae
Product: putative cyclin-D7-1
Exons: 6
Coding region: 1-1095 (364 amino acids)
Biological process (GO): regulation of cyclin-dependent protein serine/threonine kinase activity; mitotic cell cycle phase transition
Cellular component (GO): cyclin-dependent protein kinase holoenzyme complex; cytoplasm; nucleus
Molecular function (GO): cyclin-dependent protein serine/threonine kinase regulator activity
Source: RefSeq, a predicted model, not a curated record
AUGGAGGAGAGCAGCUUAUUACUCUGCGACGAGGACUGGCUUAGAAUUAGCCCUGUCCAGCCUUACCCAAUUCACAAGGAUGAUGAUGAUGAUGAUGAUGAUGAUAGUGUAAGCAGGAGGAGCACCACCAAUGUUGUUGUUGGUUCGUUCUACACCACCACCACCACCACCACCAGAGAAACCAGAGAAGACCGUGAAAAUGCUCUUAAGGUUUUGUUGCAGAAAGAGAAAGAGAUUGGUUAUAUGCCGGAAGCUGCUGGAUACAUUGAACGUCUCUAUUCCUUGGAUUUAAUGACCACCAGAUUCAAAGCUGUUCGUUGGUUUAUCAAGUCUCAAUGCCGGUUUAAUCUUUCUCUAGGAACUGUCUUCAAUGCUGUGAAUUACUUUGAUCGAUUUGUUUCCGCAGAGUAUUCCGAGAAAUGGGAGAAUUGGAUGAUUGAAUGGGUCUCCGUUGCAUGUUUGUCGAUCGCUGCCAAGUUCGGAGAAGUAUCAAUCCCUCAGCUUCAGAUAUGGGAGGAUCAUGAGCUUUGGCUGAAACCAAUAACCCCCACCAUCCAAAGUAUGGAACUGAAGGUAUUGAAAGCGCUUGGAUGGCGCCUCAAUUGCGUCACACCUUACUCUUACGUGGAUUUGCUUACGUGCCAACUUGAUUCUCUCAUCCAGCCAUCUCAAGUUCAGGUUGACUCCUCCUUUCGCCUCACUGAACUCAUUCUUCUGGCCACUCUUUCAAAUCCUAAGUUUCUGGAGUUCAGGCCUUGUACCAUUGCAGUAUCCGCGUUCAGAUGUUGUCUAGAAGAAAUGUUUCCUUCCAAAACCGAUAAACAUCUCUCCAUUAAUAUUCAACAUCUCAUCCCUCCAGAGUUAAAGGACGAUAUGGACAAAUGCUACAAAGCCAUGGAAGAACAUUUAGCGGAUCCUCUAUACAAUGGAAUGACUUUUGGGCACUCUUGUGGCCCUUCCAGUCCCAUCACUCUAAUCACCAAGGAGACCACCUUGGAUCGCCUUGCUCUCUUUGAUCUCCAUUGUUGUUGCCUCAACUCCAAUCCAAAGAAACGAAGGAGAGAAGAAGAAGAAGAAUGCACGGUUUCUUCAUAG